AUCGCGGGGGAGCAAAGGAGGCGCUCGGGGAAGACGCAGCAAGCCUCGGGCUCCUGCAAUUGCGCCGUCGAAACUUUUCCUUCCAAUAGAGGCUGGCGGGCUAUGCCCGAUCUCAGCGGCACCCAUUGCCUCUAGGACCCAGCGGGCUCCGACGCACUUUUUUCAGGGAGCCGGCGGCUGCCGCCGUUCAUGCCCAUGUAUGUGCCGCGGUGGCUGACUCGUUGGAGCCGGGCGCUGCGGGUGGCGGCCGCUCCAUUAAUAGCCCCGCGAGAGGCGCCGCCAUCCCGGAGCCGCGUUGCUUGAAGGCAGCGGCGCCCCUAGAGUCAUGCGCGCCGCAGCCCCUUCCCAGAUGGAACGCCUGGAGAAGUUCCAGAGCCCCGGGAAGGGCCGGGGCCUGCGGGCGCUGCGCCGUUUCGUCGUUGGGGAGCUGCUCUUCUCUUGCCCGGCCUUCACUUGCGUGCUGACCGUCAACGAGAGGGGCAACCAUUGCGAAUGCUGCUUUGCCAGGAAAGAAGGAUUGUCCCGAUGUGGAAAAUGCAAGCAGGCUUUUUACUGCAAUGUGGAAUGCCAGAAACAAGAUUGGCCAUUGCACAAAUUGGAGUGUUCUGCCAUGUGCGUAUUUGGACAGAACUGGAAUCCCUCUGAGACAGUCAGACUCACAGCAAGGAUUCUUGCCAAGCAGAAAACACACCUGGAAAGGACUGAGUCAGAGAAACUCCUUUCUAUAAAAGAAUUUGAAUCCCAUCUUGAUAAGCUUGACAAUGAAAAGAAGGAGCUAAUUCAAAAUGAUAUCUCUGCUCUUCACCACUUUUAUUCAAAGCACAUAGAAUACCCUGACAAUGAAGCUCUGGUGGUACUUUUUGGACAGGUUAAUUGCAAUGGCUUCACAAUUGAAGAUGAAGAACUUUCACACUUGGGAUCAGCAAUAUUUCCCGAUGUGGCACUUAUGAACCACAGUUGUUGCCCCAAUGUGAUUGUUACCUAUAAAGGGACGGUGGCUGAAGUCAGAGCAGUUCAAGAGAUUGAAGCAGGAGAUGAGAUUUUUACCAGUUACAUUGACUUAUUGUAUCCAACAGAAGAUAGGAAUGAUCGAUUAAAAGAUUCCUAUUUCUUUACCUGUGAUUGCAGGGAAUGUUUUACUAAAGAAAAGGACAAAGAUAAACUGGAAAUCCGUAAACUGAAUGAGCCUCCGUCUACGGAGGCUGUGCGAGAUAUGAUCAGAUAUGCCAGAAAUGUGAUUGAGGAAUUCAGGCGGGCCAAACAUUACAAAUCCCCAGGUGAACUGCAGGAGAUUUGUGAGCUCAGUCUGGACAAGAUGGGUUCUGUGUUUGCAGAGAGUAAUGUUUACAUGUUACAUAUGAUGUAUCAGGCCAUGGGAGUUUGUCUGUACAUACAAGACUGGGAAGGUGCUUUGCGCUACGGGCAGAAGAUUAUUAAGCCAUAUAGUAAGCACUAUCCAUCUUACUCUCUCAAUGUGGCAUCCAUGUGGCUGAAGCUGGGAAGACUUUACAUGGGCUUGGAAAACAGAUCAGCUGGUGUUAAGGCUCUCAAAAAGGUGUUGAAGCAUCACUGGAACGUCUACUUUCUGCAAAGAGGAAGAGAAAAUGCAUAGCAACAUUAUCGCUGUAGAGCUAAACAAAAUAAUAUAGGAGUCAAACAAUUGUUGCAUUUGCUUUCUUUAAUUCUUAUUCUGCACCAUUAAAUCCCAUUGCUGUAUCAGUUAGUGGUUUUCUUUUUUUUUUCUGGGAAUCACAACAGUAGGAUAAAUAUAAAUACAGAAGAACAACUAAGUCCAGGUUUGCAUACAAUUUGGGAAGCAUCAACCUAAAAUUAAACUGGACAGCAUUCUUAGAUUAGAGGUCCAUUUAGUUUCAUUUCUCUUGUGCUCUAAAUUGUAUCAGAGACACAUAAGAUGUUUCUUUAUUCAUGGGAAGAGUUUUCAUGUGAAAGAAAAAAAACAAGAAGAGUGAAUUGUUGAGAUUAUUAGCACGUAUUUGUUCUAGAGCAGGGGUCAGCAACCCGCGGUCUGGAGCCACAUGUGGCUCUUUCAUCCCUCUGCUGUGGCUCCCUGUUGCUGGUCGGCUCCACAAUUGAUAGGGCUUUCAGUUCGGACAGGUAGAGGGAAAAGGAUGCUGCGCUAGGAGGAGACUAUGGUGGGGGAAUCAACUUCCAGUUGGCAGAGGAAAAAGGAUGCCGUGCUAGAAGACUCUAUGGUGGAGGAACCGGAUUUCUGGUUGGCUCUAGAAUUGAACAGGGGCUUCCAUUAGAACCUUUGUGGCUCUUUGAGUGUUUAAGGUUGCCAACCCCUGUUCUAGAGGAUUGUUAUCUUUAUCAAGGCAAGAAAAGAAAUGGUUCAAUUCAUAUUCUGCAACUAAUAUAAAUCCAAUAAUUAACAUAGCCUCAGAAUGGCCAUUCUGAUUGUUUAAAAAUGUGUCAGUUAAGUUCAAGAAGACAUCUAAAGACUAUUUAUUAGAAUGAUGCUUAACAAGAUAUAUUUAGAACUCCAGUCUUACUGCCUUGCAACCACUAGUGAGGCAAAUAUAAGAAGAAGACUGCAUAAAUAUUUUUACACCAUUCUUCUUCCUGGACCCUCUUCGCCAAAGAAUCGCAAAAGCUAAGAGGUGCACAGAGGGUUCUAUACAACCCAAUAAAAUUGAAUACAUAAAGAUGCUAUAGAAUAUUUAUAUUCUAGCAUGUUCAAAACACAAAUAUAAACUUCAAUAUCCCAGCUUAUUUUUUUUUCUUGCUAGAACUUCUUUCAUUGGCAGAAACAGGAUAGCAUCAUUUUCCUAUUCUCUGCAGCCCUUCGCCAUCCUUCAUAUUUGCUUCGAAAGUUUAAAAAAACAACAUUGAGAGGCAUAAUUGGGAUUACAGGUGUCUUACUAUGAGGAGGGAAGUUUCCUUGUGCAAAGUUUGUUCUUUAUGAAAAGCAGUUCUUAACCGGUUUCAAUAUUUGCAUUUUUGCAUUCACUUUCCACCAAUGUUCCUUUGUUUCCCGAUAAAGGUAUUUCCUUACUUAAUUUGUUCUAAUAAAGAACAAAUUUCAAAAGUUGUUAUUCUACCUAAAUAUGAUCCUGUUUUACAACAGAGAUGUAAGAUAGUUGUCUUCAAAUAGGACAGUUGAAGGACUGUCUUACUGAUGAUGUAGUAAACUUGUUUGGUGUUCUCUAGAAGGCAAGAAACAAUGAGCUGAAUGGAUAAUUCAGAUUUUGACUGGACAUCAGAAAAAUUUUCCAAUGAUAAGAGCUGUUCAACAAUGAAACUGUAUUAGGGAACUCCUGUACUGGAAAAAGAGUUAAGAGUAGUUGAUUUCAAAAUUCACUCCAAUUCUAACUUUCUAUGAUUAUUGUAAGUAGCACAGUUCUUUCCCAGUGCUAUUCCCAUCACCUAGACAUUUCAAACAAGUUCAGCAUAUAUAAUGCCAAUUCCUGUUGAUCUUCAUUGAUGGCACCCUAUGCUUGAAUAGCAUCAUAAUAUACUUUUAUCUAUUUUGGGAUGAAGAGCUACUUUGAGUAACACACUGAAAUCUGAUAAUGCAAAACUUCAAAUGAUUUGUUAAACUUACUGUAAAUUAAACACAAUUAGUAUUAAUGUUCCCAAUAAUCUCCCUUUUUAUGACCCUGUAAUCUUCAGGGUGGAGUAGGGGUAACUGGAUGGAGCUGAGAGUUUACUAGCCAAAUGCCCUUCCCCACACCAUGCGGAGUUCACAGAUUUUUUUUUUUUUUGCACCCUAGAAGAGAAACAUCUGCUGCUACCCAGAUUGAAUGCUCAACCUUCUAAAUGGGAGGUGAGCAUCUUCACCACUAGGUCACUGUGGCACUCAGUACUAUUGCUCCCAAUGAAAUUUAAAAUUUCAGUUUUCUGUCACACUAUAAUUUAAGUAUUAUAGUUCAGAGGAACUCUAGAGACUAUGAGAGGUAACUCUAGAGACUAUGAGAGGUAAUUUUGCCUUGGGACUUUCAGCUAAGUGCCAUUCCUCUACCAGGUCCUAUACAACACAUUUUAUUUGAACCAUCAGAUUGCUCUCUUUGUUUUAAACAAGUACGGAUAAGGAUCUCAGUUUUCUUCUUCUCAACUUUGUUAACUUUCAGACCUUACCAAAGAACGUUGCUGUGUGGAAUUUGAUCAACAGCAGCCUAAAUUCCUUUGCUAAGCUAGUUAGAACAUAGUUCAAUCUAAGCAAGAAAAAAAUGCAGGCUAGUUUGGACUUGCAGGGCUCAACCCAACUCUUAAUAGCCGAGUGUUUGAUUUUCAGUCAUAAUUCUCGUAUUUGCUGCAAAAACAAAUCUAUGACAAUAUCCUUGUUUUCCAAGCCAAGCUUCAAAACCACUUGAGAGGACAGGGACAAAUAUUGGACAGUGUGCUUUCAAAUCUCUUUUUUAAAAAAAACAACAAAAAUCUUGAAAAAAGGCAAGUGGGGGAUGGGACGUGCAAAAUUAUUCAUGGAGAGAAGGAGAUCUGUCUCUUUUUCUCAUUGUACUACAAGCUGGGAUUUGGAGACUCCACCAUGAAAUUGCUGAACUAGAACUAAUUAAGAAGUUUCCCUAUAUUUAGAUUUGAGUGGAGACAUUUGUUUUCUGUUCCACUACAGAUGUUAAUUAGCAUACUUUACUGGGAUGGCUGGAUCAUUACCAAUGGCUGUUGUUCUGAACGGUCAAUUUACUUAUCUUGAGUUUUACAAAGAUCUCCCCCCCCUUUUUUUUUUUUUUGCAUUCCAUUGGCAUUAGACUUCAUUUCUUUUUCAUGUCUCUGUGUGACUUUGCAGAUGCAUAGGCCAGUGUGUAUAAACUAUGUUGAUUGCCGAUUGAGGCUUCUGCCACAAUAAGAAAUGUAUUCCGAUUAUCCUAUCUGGUUACAUAAGUCACAUUUGUUAGUUUUAAGGACCUACAAGAGUGUUGCUUUUGUGGCACAGUGCAAUAUGGUGACUCCUUUAGUAUUGGUGGACCUUUUCCUGCACACAUUUGUACUUCACCCUGCAGUGACGCUCCCUGGACUGCACCUCUUCUUAGGAAGAAAUACAUAACUUCAGGAAGACCCUU
Molecule: messenger RNA, 5039 nt
Organism: Ahaetulla prasina
Lineage: Eukaryota; Metazoa; Chordata; Lepidosauria; Squamata; Colubridae
Gene: SMYD2
Product: SET and MYND domain containing 2
Exons: 12
Coding region: 326-1612 (428 amino acids)
Cellular component (GO): nucleus
Molecular function (GO): protein-lysine N-methyltransferase activity; protein binding; histone methyltransferase activity
Source: RefSeq, a predicted model, not a curated record